This is a messenger RNA of Trichoderma citrinoviride, 2070 nucleotides long. Its product is annotated as glutamine synthetase/guanido kinase. NCBI's taxonomy places the organism in Eukaryota, Fungi, Ascomycota, Sordariomycetes, Hypocreales, Hypocreaceae. Gene Ontology annotation, molecular function: glutamine synthetase activity; hydrolase activity. The transcript has 4 exons. The coding region runs from base 1 to 2070 and encodes 689 amino acids. The record is from RefSeq and is a predicted model, not a curated record.
AUGUCCAAACAAGACAUCACCCCAGCCUCCCUCGAGACCUUCCUCGAGCACGACACCAAGGUCAAGCUCGCCGGCCUCGACGUCGACGGCAUCCUCCGCGGCAAGCUCGUCUCCAAGAAGAAGUUCCUCUCCAUCGCCUCCGCCGGCUUCGGCUUCUGCUCCGUCAUCUUCGGCUGGGACAUGCACGACCAGACGUACAUGCGCGAGCUCAAAAUCUCAAACGCCGCCAACGGAUACCGCGAUCUGCUCGCCAUCCCGGACCUCUCCAGCUUCCGCAGGAUCCCCUGGGAGGACAACGUCCCCUUCUUCCUCAUUACCUUCCACGACCCGGACACGAAGCUGCCCGUUUGCGCUUGUCCGCGCGGGCUGUUGAGAACGCAGCUCGACCGUCUGCGCGCCAAAGGCUACGGCGCAAUGGCUGGUGCCGAAUACGAAUUCUACACCUUCCAGACCCCCGACAAGUCCUCAUCCCCCGCCGCCUUCCUCCAGAACAACCCGCCGCACCAGCUGCCGUCGUUGACCGAGGGCAUGUUUGGCUACUCCCUCACGAGGCCCGUCCACAACAAGGAGUAUUUCUACGAGAUAUUUGACACCUGCUCCGCCUUCUCCUGCGAUAUCGAGGGCUGGCACACCGAGUCCGGGCCCGGUGUCUUCGAGGCCGCCCUCGAGUUUGGCGAAGUCGCCCAGAUGGCCGACCGCGCCAGCCUGUUCAAGUACGUCGUCAAGAGCGUCGGCGCAAAGCAUCGCAUCACGCCCUGCUUCAUGGCCAAGCCCAGACAGGGGCUGCCCGGAAACAGCGGCCAUAUGCACGUGUCCAUCGUCGACGAGAGCGGCAAGAACCUGCUGGCCAGAGACACGGUGGAUGAGAAUGCGCCCUGGAAGGACGUGGCCGGGCUGUCAGACCUGGGACGCCAUUUCCUCGCCGGCGUCCUCGAGGGCCUCCCCGAUAUCAUGCCCCUCCUCGCGCCCACCAUCAACUCGUACAAGCGCCUGGUCGAAAACUUUUGGGCCCCCGUGACCGUCUCCUGGGGCCUCGAGCACCGCGCCGCGUCCAUCCGCAUCAUCGCGCCGCCCACGUCCAAGGCCUCGGCCACGCGCUUCGAGAUCCGGGUGCCCGGCGCCGACUCCAACCCCCACUACGUGCUCGCCGCCGUCCUGGGCUGCGGUUGGCGCGGAGUUGAGAAGAAGCUCGAAAUUCCGUGCCCGCCGCUGGCCAUGGGCGAGAACGUCGGCGGCGCCUCCGACCAGGGGGCGCGGCUAGCCAGGAACCUGAGGGAGGCCACGGCGCGGUUCAUGGCCAAGGACAGCAUCGCGAGGGAGGUGCUGGGCGAUGAUUUUGUCGACCAUUUCGGGGGCACCCGCGAGAAUGAGAUUCGGCUGUUUGACGAAGCCGUGACAGACUGUAGCGCCACUUGUAGGUCUCUCCAUUAUGCGCUGCUUGUAUGCCCCCUUGGGGAAGAGGAGAACGUCCCGUUGCUGAUUCCCAUUUGUCUGCAGGCCAACGAGGACUCGCGAUGGGUGUCCCUGAAUAGCAUCACGUACAAAGACCCCAAGGGCAUCGAGCGAACCUGGGAAUCGGCCGAACGACGCACUCGCCCCUCCACCGCAGACGUUGAUGGCGUCGGUAUCGUCGCCAUCCUCGACAAGCCCACGGGCAAGGAGAUCAUCCUGCAGAAGCAGUACCGGCCGCCGCUUGACAAGGUCGUGAUCGAGGUCCCCGCCGGACUCAUCGACGAGGGCGAAACCCCUGAGCAGGCUGCCGUGCGCGAGCUCAAGGAGGAGACGGGCUACGUCGGUGUUGUGUCGGAGACAACCCCCAUCAUGUACAACGACCCAGGAUUUUGCAGCACGAAUCUGCGCAUGGUACAUGUCACGAUCGAUAUGGAUCUGCCGGAGAACCAGGACCUGAAGCCAGAGCUGGAAGAGAACGAGUUCAUCGAAGUCUUCACCGUGCCGUUGGCGAACCUAUGGGAGGAAUGCAAGAGAUUGGAGGCGGAAGGAUAUGCGAUUGAUGCACGAGUAGGCACGUUUGCCGAGGGUAUCCUGCUGGCCCAGAGAUUAAAGCUAUAA